Messenger RNA from Nymphaea colorata (pocket water lily), 1132 nucleotides. Its product is annotated as ATP synthase subunit b', chloroplastic. The transcript has 2 exons. The record is from RefSeq and is a predicted model, not a curated record. Bases 192 to 848 code for a protein of 218 amino acids. Gene Ontology annotation, biological process: proton motive force-driven ATP synthesis. Lineage: Eukaryota; Viridiplantae; Streptophyta; Magnoliopsida; Nymphaeales; Nymphaeaceae. Gene Ontology annotation, molecular function: proton transmembrane transporter activity.
AACGGCCACCAUUCGUGCUAAAGAAUGUGUGGCACAGGAGAGGAGAUGGACGGAUAAGAUCCCAUACCACCACCACCCUCUUCCCUCCUCCUCCUCUUCCACCCUCUUCUUCUCUUCAUCGGAAAGAAGGAAAGGAGGAGCAAAGGAGAAGCCACGAACAGAGCAGCGCGGAGACUGAGUGAAGAAUCCCCAUGGCGACGAGCAUCCUCAUGGCCAAGAUCCCAACCAAGGCUACCACAGCCCCACUUCCCCAGAAGCCCAGGUGCUCCCCUGCGACCACCCUCCUCCAUGUUCCGCAGGAGGCGGUCCGCCGCCUCAUCAGCCACCCUCAUCUCAGGUCCGCGGCGCUCUCGGUCUCGACGGCUGCGGCCGCCUUCUCGGCUUCGUCGGCGUUGCCGGCCCUGGCUGCGGAGAUAGAGAAGGCGAAGCUCUUCGACUUCAAUCUGACGCUGCCUAUCAUCGCGGCAGAGUUUCUGGUGUUGAUGUUCGCGCUGGACAAAAUCUACUUCACGCCGCUCGGGAAGUUCAUGGAUGGGAGGGACGCGGCUAUCAGGGAGAAGCUCAACAGCGUGAAGGACACCUCUGCGGAGGUGAAGGAGCUGGACGAACAGGCGGCGGCGAUCAUGAGGGCGGCCCGAGCCGAGAUAUCGGCGGCGCUCAACCAGAUGAAGAAGGAGGUGUCGGCAGAGGUGGAGGCGAAGCUCGCCGAGGGGAGGAAGAAGGUCGAGGUGGAGCUCAACGCUGCGCUCGAGAACCUCGAGAGGCAGAAGGAGGAGACCAUCCGGAGCCUCGACUCCCAGAUCGCGGCCCUUAGCGACGAGAUUGUCAGGAAGGUCCUCCCCCUCUAAGAAGCAACACUCCACUCCAGCUUCGUCUUGAUCAGCUCAAAGGCACCUUUUACAGUAAGAUUGAAGGACAACGGCCAUUCCUGAAACAGCAUCUCGUGUUCAGAGUUGUUCUUUGAAGAGCAUAGUCCAUUGGAAGUUGUAAACUGAAUGCAAGAGAAGUUGUAGCGGGCCGCUCUGGUAGGAUAAGUGGUGCCAUUUUCGACUCAUUUGCCAAGAAUGAAAACCUCAAUUCACAUCACAUUAUCCUAAUUUAUAAACCUUAACUGAAUGUGAUUGGUUGCUUA